CAUCUCUUUCACCCUCUCUCUCUCUAACUUUCCCUCUCUCUCUCCUCCUUUUCUACACUAUAUAAUCCUCUUUCCAUCCCCUUCCCUCUCCAAUCCAUUCCUCCUUUUCUCUCUCUUGUGUACGAAUUUCAAGCGUAAAAAAUAAAAUUUACUGCUCAUAUUUUCUUCAUAUCUUCAUCCCCAUAAUGGAAGAAGUGAUUUGUAAUAAGCGAGUUCGAGAUGACUCGGACGAGUUCAGCGACGGCUCUCCCGAUGUGAAGAAGCUCCGGGGCGACCUUCUCGACGACCUAGACGAAGUGAAUCUCUGGACGGAAGGUGGGGAUCUCGAAUCCUUCAUGAAGAGCUUCGAGGAAGAGAUUUCGCCUUCCCCGUCCAAGGCGGUGGAAAUUAUUGACUUGACGUCGGAUUCCGGCGAUUCUCUGCCGGAUCUCGGGUACCUGUUGGGAGCCUCGGACGACGAGCUUGGCCUCCCGCCGGCCGGAACGUCGCUGGCUGGGGAGCAGGAACCGGAGAAAUCCGAGUUGAUCUGGGUUUCAUCCGACCCGGUUGAACUGAAAUACGAUAGUUGGGGCAUGGACGGGCAGAUACCGAGUUAUGACUCGUUCGAGUUCGGGUUAUCCGACCCGGUAAACUUUAGCACUGUCAAUGAUGGCGAGUACGAAGCUCUGGAGGGAUUAUUUGACCAUUCGGAUCUUAGUUUGGGUUGGGGCGAUAAUUUGUGGAGACCCGAGACCAUGCCGUUGGUCUAGAAUUGUAGAUCUAGGUUUAGAGUAAUCUUAAUUUGUCUUUCUUAAAUUGUUUUUGUUUUUAUUUGUUAGAGGGAAAUCAUUGUAAAAUUAAAGAGGAAUUUAAGUUCUCAUUUCUCAAGUUACCGAGAAGGCGAGAAUUUAAUAGUAAAUUUUGUAUUUUUUUUUGAAUUCCUGCGGUCAUUAAAGUCUUCACAGGUGAUUAUUUUAUGAUGACAAUAAUAAUAACAACAAUAAUAAUAAUAAUAAUGUUGUAACCGAUUCAUCACUCCUAAAA
Messenger RNA from Cuscuta epithymum, 1023 nucleotides. The record is from the annotation of a GenBank genome assembly. NCBI's taxonomy places the organism in Eukaryota, Viridiplantae, Streptophyta, Magnoliopsida, Solanales, Convolvulaceae.